Lacerta agilis (Sand lizard) is the source of this 2066-nucleotide messenger RNA. RefSeq names its product zinc finger matrin-type protein 1-like. The transcript has 7 exons. The record is from RefSeq and is a predicted model, not a curated record. Lineage: Eukaryota; Metazoa; Chordata; Lepidosauria; Squamata; Lacertidae. The coding region runs from base 85 to 1773 and encodes 562 amino acids. Gene Ontology annotation, molecular function: zinc ion binding; nucleic acid binding.
UGCCAUCUCUUCACCUCCACCCCGCCCGCUUUCCCCCCGCGAGGGCUUUGCCGCCGAGGGUGGGCGGGGCCCGCUUCCCCAGCCAUGGCGGCGGCGGCGGCUGCACCUGCUGCUACUGCUGCUGCUGUGGGGCGGGAGAGGGCAGUGGGGGGAGGGGGCGCCCCCUCCCCCCCGCUGCCGCCACCCCCCCGCGGCCUGAGAGCAGAUGAUACUUUGGAUGAAGUGACAAGGAAAGAACUGUGCACAGACACCUUCUGCAAAGUUUGCGGAGCUGUACUGCAGUUUGAAUCGCAAAGGGCUGCACACUAUGAGGGCAAAAGGCAUGCUCAGAAAGUCCGGCUUUACUUACAGAUGCACAGUGAACAAAAAGAUGGGCAGGAGCCCAGCAAACAGAAGUUACAGUACGUGAAUUUCCAGAUGGACCCAAAUGUGGACGAAAACACCUACUGCAGGCUUUGCAACAUGGUCUUCACGUCCCCAAUAGUUGCUCAAUCACACUACCUGGGAAAGAUUCACACCAAGAAGCUGAAGCGGCUGUCGGAAGAUCAGGCACAACAGCCUUUGCAGAACGCUCAGCCAGAACCUGGUCCCUCUGCGGUUCCAUCUCUGCCGGAGCCAUCUGUUGAAAACGCCUUGCAGGACACUGAUGUGAAAGACCCGCCGCCAUCCUGUAAAACCACGUUGGAUCUAGACGAUCCAGAUAAAUUCUGCAAGCUUUGCUCGGCGCCCUUCAACAACCCGCUUAUGGCCCACCAGCACUACGUGGGCAAGAAGCACAAAAGGAACGAAGUGCGCAAGAAGCUGGUGACCGAGAUGGGAUCUGAGGCCGUUCCUGUGGAAUCCCAAGCCAAUGCAGUUGGAGUGGGCAAGUACAUAUGCCCCAUAUGCAGCAUCAGCCUCACAUCGAUAGAAAUGUACCAGUCGCACAUGCAAGGAAAUAAGCAUCAGAUAAAAGAAACCAUGAUUUCCAAUCUAAUAACGAACUCCAAGAAAACAUACAGCUCCUUCCAAGAUGAAUUGGAAGAUUAUAUUAAAGUGCAAAAAGCAAGGGGGCUGGAACCAAAGACCCACUUCAGAAAGCCAGAAGAGGAGUUCCAAAUGGAAGAGUAUGGUGCCGUGAAUGGCAAUGAAUGGGGCUUUGGAUUUGAUCAGGAACAAUUUUCCGGCGACGCUAACACACCAGACCGGUAUUCUGGUAUUUUCUCAGAAACAUGUCCACCUUUGUAUUCUGUUGGAAGCAGAUUGUCCCAUUGGCCGCCAGGGUCCAGAGACCUGCCAAAACUAGAAAAUGCACUCGUUUCUCAUCACAGCACAGGUUCCCUAGAAAAGCAGGCAUCUCCAUUGGCCACCUACAAAAGUGACAAUUGCAACCCAUCAUCAUCCGAAUCCACUGAUGGCUACAAACAUCUAUCUUCCAAUAGUAGCUAUGCCUUUCAUAGGAGGAGCCAGAAGUCACCAAAGACACUCAGAAAGGAGAAAGAAUGUGCACGAGAGGAAGACAGCGACCCUCGCCAACCCCUUGCGAAGUUCAAGAGAAAACAGCACUCUGAAGGAGACGCAAACUUUGGAAAGGGCGGGGAGAAGAGAAAGAGAAAGAAAGAUGACGUCGACUCAAGUGCAGAGUCAAAAUCGAAGCACAGUAAAGACAGAGGAAAUACAGAGGGAUCUUCUGAGAAGGAGAGCAGGAAGCAGAAGAAGGAGAAAAAGAAGGCAGAAGCCAGUGGACCAACAGAGGAGGAGAUGUUGUGGGAUGAAUCCAUCCUAGGAUUUUGAGCUUCUCCUAAUUAAUUUUUGCAUUCAUUUAAACCAUCUGUGCACUUUUAUGUUUCAAUUACUGAUUACUCCUCUCCCCCCCCCCCUUUAAAUUGCUUGUUCAGGAAUAAUGAAUGAUGGGCACAAGAUCUCUCAGCAAAGCACUAGGGAAGAAGUGGAACUGAAAUUUUGUUGUACUCUACAAAACAUAAUUAGCAAUUUUCAGCACUUAUCCGAAAGCGACAUUUAAUGCGUUAUGAAUUUUGUGUGCAAUAUUCUUUCCGGUAGCAUUUAAAUGCAGGUUAAAACAAAAA